Molecule: messenger RNA, 1235 nt
Organism: Protobothrops mucrosquamatus (brown spotted pit viper)
Lineage: Eukaryota; Metazoa; Chordata; Lepidosauria; Squamata; Viperidae
Product: histone H3.3
Exons: 4
Coding region: 147-557 (136 amino acids)
Cellular component (GO): nucleosome
Molecular function (GO): protein heterodimerization activity; DNA binding; structural constituent of chromatin
Source: RefSeq, a predicted model, not a curated record
ACCCCGCCAUUUUCUGUGGGGGCAGGCGGGAAAGGCGGGAAGUCGGCGAGGAGGCAGCGCGAGCGCGGCCGCGACACGACCCACGGCCGUAGAAGCGCGAGGCGGACGAGCUCAGCAGACAUCUUGCAUCCUAAGAAACUUCCAGAAUGGCCCGUACCAAGCAGACUGCUCGUAAAUCCACUGGUGGGAAGGCGCCACGAAAACAGCUGGCCACAAAGGCCGCUCGAAAAAGUGCACCGUCAACUGGUGGAGUGAAAAAACCUCACCGUUACAGGCCUGGCACGGUGGCCCUGCGAGAAAUCCGGCGGUAUCAAAAAUCCACAGAGUUGCUGAUCCGCAAGCUGCCCUUCCAGCGCCUGGUCCGUGAAAUUGCUCAGGAUUUCAAGACAGACCUGCGGUUCCAGAGUGCCGCCAUCGGGGCUUUGCAGGAAGCCAGCGAGGCGUACCUCGUGGGUCUGUUUGAGGAUACCAACUUGUGUGCCAUCCAUGCCAAGCGGGUCACUAUCAUGCCAAAAGACAUACAACUGGCCCGUCGCAUCCGUGGUGAACGAGCUUAAGAUCCAAUCCCCUUCCCACCCUUAAACCCCCCUUUCUUGGCAGCCCCACCCUGUUUGUGUAUUAAAAUACACUCCAGGUUUUCCUUCCUUCUUUCUCUCUCUCUCCUACUCCUACUCCUACUCCUACUCCUGUUUGUAGUCGCUAGGACAUGUGAGGAAACGUUAGAUAAUCUAUCAUAGUAGCUCUCCAAGAUCAGGAGACCCGAUUGCUAUUCAUCAUGUACAAGCAAAAAAACAAAACAAAAAAAAAACACAGAAAGAACAAAACCUUUGAAAUCUGCAAGACUUCUGGAUAAUGUUGUUUUUUUUUUGUAAAACUUUUUUUUUCUCCUCCAGAAUUGCAAAAAAAAAAAAAAAAAAAAUCCAAACCCAACAAAGGACAUUUUUGAAAUAAUCCGGUUUUAUAUACAGAACUUAAAUAUAGUUGUAGUCAUUUCAGCAAUGGAGUUUUGGGUCUUUUGAGUUUGUAAAGUGUUUGCACAAACACUGCACACUUCUGUUUACUGUGUGGGGUUUUUUUUUCUUCUCUUUUCUUUGUAUUUAGGCAAGGAGUGCUUUCUUUAAUUUCCUGUUUUCCAUUUGUGUUGUGUCUGUGACUCUUAACCUUUGUAUCAAUAGGGAACCACCUUGAGGCAGUAAGGAAACAAAUAAAUGUUAAACGAAAACAAGCAGACUUCU